AUGGGGACAACACUGUCACCAUCAUCAUCCCUCUCCCGCCCGGACUAGAAACCUGCCAGGGCUUUUUUCAACCCCCGCCGUCACUUUUCCAUUUCAUUUCUCCCACUCGUAUUGCCCUUCCGCCAUGCGUUUAUUCUGCCGAGUUCUUACGGGUGUGCUCCUUGUAUUGCCUGCCGUUAGUGCCGUCUACAAAGAUGAGGCUUACCAGAACGACUGGCACCUUGCCCUCAUUGGAGCCUCAAUUCCUUCUUCCACCUUCUUUCAUCAACCGGCCCCAGACGCCAAAGCUUCCCUCAUAUACACUCUUACCUCGAGGUCCAUUCUUGCGGCCAUUAAUCCGAGGGAUGGAUCGAUUGUCUGGAGACAUCUAUUGGGAGGUGGAACUUCGUUCGGUGUUGCCCGUAAGGCCGACGGGGCAGUGAUCGCCGCCGUUGAUGGAGAUGUCAAGGCGUUUGAUGCCAUAGAUGGGAAACUUAUUUGGGGGAUGACGUCUUCAGAAAGGGUUAAAGAUUUGCAGGUUAUCGGUGGAAGCAUUGCUAUUGUUCUGUUUGAGAAUGGGAGUGUUGCUAAAGUUUCUGGAGGGAAGAUUGUCUGGGAAAGUCCGGCGGUGGAUGGGUAUGCCCUCCUCCCCUUUCCACAAUGGUCCUCGUGUAUCGGGCUAAUGCUAUUCUGCUCGCUACGGCAGGGACAUUCCACAAUCACUGUUGGUUCAGGGAAAUAAUGUCAUGGCUUUAUAUCAGCAACCUUUGAAAGGGCUCCGUAUUGCAACAAUUCCCACUGAAACCGGUAAACUCUCGUCGUCCAGCAUUUCAGCCUCCAUCCAACCCGUAGACAAGAUUUAUAGCUCGGCUUCAGUUGUGGUUUGGACAGAGAACUCUUUGGGUCAGAUCAAGUUUCUCGUUCUUGGUGUUAAAUCCUCCGCUGUCUCUGUCGCCGCUCCUGAGCGUGUCGUCGACAUCAAGUUUCAAGCUUCUGGCAAGACUCUCCUCGUACAUUAUGAAACCGAGGACAAGUCAUGGGCUGAAGUUUAUGGUGUGGAUCAGAUGAAGGGCUCCGUCGAUAGCUUAUACUCACUGGGCGCAAAAGCUGCUCGCAGUGCUUUUUCCGUCACUGAAUAUGGAAGCGAGACCUACAUUACGUGGACUUUGCCCAAUGGAGAAUGCUUUCUUUACGGGAGCAAAUGCGCUGAUGUGCUGGACUCAUACACCUCCGACUCUCAGAACAACGGAGACGUUUCUGUCCUUAGCGCUAUCUCGGAGGUUAUCCCCAAGACGGAAAAGAAGUACGCCGUUCGCACAUUCAUCGCCACGUCCUCACCUGGAUUUCACGCCAACACUCACCUCAUCCGCAAUGGCAAGACUAUGUGGUCAAGACCGGAAUCUCUUGUUUCCGUUACUACGUCUGCCUGGGUGGAGCUCCUGGAUCCUGCUGCUGAAGAGGUCGCGGAGGAACUCGAUGUCGAGGGUCACAAGAAUGUUAUUGGGGCUUAUGUUCACCGCCUUACUAGGCAUGCUCAUGAACUCGUCACCUAUGGCCCUGAUUGGCUUGCAGGCAUUCCCGGACGAGUGACGGAUGCUUUCCUGGGUAAUGAAAUAAGAGAGGAGAGGGGUGGGAAAUGGAGAGAUUUCUUUGGGUUCAGAAAGUAUGCCGUCGUCGCUACAAAGGAGGGAGGUCUUGUUGCCCUGGACGUCGGAAGGAAGGGUCUUAUAGUGUGGGAAGUCUCACUCGUAUCCGGUAAAGACUCAGGCCAAUGGCAAGGCGUCCAGCAUAUAUAUGAAGUCGCCAAGGGAACUCUGGGGGUUGUUACAUGCGGAGGUGAAUACUGGGAAGUUGACGCUUUUGAAGGGAAGGUUUUGACUAAGGAGGAUGUCGGCGGUCGCGUCAAGAGUUCGACCAUCUUGAUGAGGGGAGGAAAGAGCAAGGUCAUAAUUGUUGUACUGGAAGGAGACAGGAUCGCGGUUCUGCCACCAGGAUCUGCUCUCGGAGAACCCGCCUAUAUUGUUGUCCGGGGUGAUGCCGGAGUCCUCAAUGGCCUUCGGGUGGACAACAUCACCUUGACCACGGUGAAAACGUGGGACUUUGUUCCUCAACCUACUGAGAGGAUACAUUCCGUCAUCAACCGCCCGGUCCACGACCCCAUAGCCUCCAUCGGAAAAGUUCUCGGAGACCGCUCAGUCAUGUACAAGUACAUCAACAAGAACCUCAUUACAAUCAUCGCAACCGACCCUGCUCAUUCUUCCGCCACAAUCUACAUCCUCGAAUCAGUCUCUGGCGUAAUCCUGUACUCAGCAAUUCAUGCGGGAGCCGACACCACCAAACCCAUCACCGCAACAAUGUCUGAAAACUGGCUGGUAUACAGCUACUUUGGCACAGAGGAGGUCAAUGGCGAGCCCGGGGCCAAAGGGUAUCAACUGGUUGUCAGCGAGCUUUUCGAGUCCCGGUCGCCAAAUCAUCGUGGCCCUUUAGCCGCGGCGCAGACGUACUCUGCCCUCGCGGGGGAGAUUGGUAGACCACAUGUCCUUAGCCACUCCUACAUCUUCCCAGCGGAGAUUUCCUCUCUUGGGGUGACAGCGACGAAGCAGGGUAUCACCACCCGCGAAGUGUUGGCUGUGAUGCCGUGGUCUUCAUCCAUCAUUGCCCUGCCAAAACGCCUACUUGACCCCCGCCGUCCAGUCGGCCACGAUCCCAGCGAGGCGGAGAGAGAGGAGGGCUUGAUGAAGUACGCCCCCGCGCUGGAAAUCGACCCCAGAUCCGUUUUAAACCACAAACGCGAGCUGCUCGGCAUCACAGACAUCGUCACAACCCCCGCGCAACUGGAAAGCACCAGCAUAAUCUUCGCCUAUGGUGGGGACCUGUUCGGCACUAGGGUAACGCCGAGCAUGCCGUUUGACGUGCUGGGUAAGGGGUUCAGCAAGAUUCAACUCCUCGGGACGAUUCUGGCGUUGGGAGUUGGCGUUGGGUUUGUCGCCCCCAUGGUAUGUUUUCCUUCCCUCCCCGCUCCCUUUGUUCUGGUCGAGUCGUCUGGGUUAGAUGCUAACAGUGGGUUCCUACAGGUGAGGAGGAAACAGAUUAAUCAGAGAUGGCUGACACUGAGUUGAGGGUAGCACGUUUAUGUUUUUUCGCUUUUUUAUCUGUUUGUAGAACUAGUUGGUUUAGAGAUGUCUUUGCUAUAUUUUCUUUGCCCUUUUCCGCAUUUCGGUCGUCGCGUUUCGGGAUUAUAUCAAAACGGUAGUGGGGGAAGUUGGUAGCGUGUCUCGUAUCAUGUUGGGGGACGGACGGGCGGAUACUCGAGUAGGUAGGGCCAACAGCGACCACGACAGUCUGGGUCCCGGAGUGAUAAGAAUAGUGAUGUUUACGGG
Molecule: messenger RNA, 3359 nt
Organism: Tuber aestivum (summer truffle)
Lineage: Eukaryota; Fungi; Ascomycota; Pezizomycetes; Pezizales; Tuberaceae
Source: the annotation of a GenBank genome assembly